AUGGCAAUCUUUGACUCACUUGUUUCUUCACUGAUUUUACAAUAUUCUCAUCAUUCGGAAUGGGAAGUUUUACAACCCAAUUUAAUCAGUAAAACUUUUCAUCAGUGCUUCCAGUCCGAAGAAUUUGCUCGAGAAUAUUUACGAAAUUUAUUUUCAUUAAAUGAACGACAAGCUAUAAAAUUAAAUGAAAUGAUUCAGUGCGCGAAUCAAUUCUUUCAUUCCAACAAUCAAGAAGAAGAAGAAACAAACUUCAAGCCAAACAAGAAGAAGAGAAAACACUCUAAAAAGAAUGAAAAGCAAAACGACAAAUAUAGUUAUUGGUCCAUUCUUAAAAUGUUUGUCAAGUUACAAAACAGAAAUCAUGUCAAGCAAAUGAAUGAACAUUUUACCAAGUACAACUCUUUGGCGAUGGAAUUUCCUCAAAUCGUGCCAUCCCCAGAAUUAGCGCAAUGGAAAUCAAACAAAGCUACUAAUUAUCUUGAAACCAUUGAAAAAUUAGUGCAAAUAGAACAGCAACAAGUGGCAUUGUUGGAAAGAAUGAAAAAGUUUUUCUCAACAAUAGAAACCUCUACCGAUGACAGAAUUUCUUCAAACAUUUCGCACAAAAUAUUCGGAACGUUGAAGGGACUAUUUGUGACCAAAUUUGCAAGAAUAUGUGAUACUGAUGACAAGAGGAUGGAAUUGGAUUACGUUGUUUUUAGUGAUUGUGGAUUUCCAUUAAGCAUUUCCACCAAAGGUUCACACAAUAUUGACACCUAUAGAAGUAACCAUUUUUAUUCUGAACAAGUUUUCAUUCAGUCCAAGAACUUGUUUUUAAAUUCAUAUUUCAGAAAUGAGCAUGGUUAUUGUGAGAGAGAAUACCGUUCCAUCCAUGACGACAAAUUACUCAAUUUUGUAAAAGAUGUAUUCUUUGAUACCGAAUUGGCUCAAGGAGAAGAAUCGGCUAUUGACUUUGAAUAUGAAUUGACGUUGUUACUGAGCUCAUGGUUAAAUGCUGGAAUUCUAUUGCCAGUGGAUGUGUCAGUUUUAGAUGGCGAUAUUGACAAAUUUUUCCCAUUUUGUCUUGCUCCUAAUGAAGACGAUGAUUUCAUUGAUGACGAUUUUAUUGAUGAUUCUGAAGUGAAUGAUGAGGAACUUAAAGUUUAA
Molecule: messenger RNA, 1146 nt
Organism: Naegleria lovaniensis
Lineage: Eukaryota; Heterolobosea; Eutetramitea; Acrasida; Naegleriidae
Exons: 1
Coding region: 1-1146 (381 amino acids)
Source: RefSeq, a predicted model, not a curated record